ACAACGGUUACCUACUCCUUUUCCGUAAAUUUCGUUCCGGUAAUAAAUUAUUACAGAAUUAUGAUGUAAAACAAAUCUCAUUUUAUGUAGUUGAUACUUUUCGAUAACUUUGCCAUAACAUGGAACUGAAGGAACUGUCUAAGCCUAAACUCCUCAUAGCUCAAGUAGACCAGAAAAAGGGUGGUGUUAACACAGAAAUAAUGACUAAUCAUAAAUGUGAAAAAAAUGAAGUAUCUGUGCCUUCUGCCAAUGGCUCGACAGUACCUUUGGUUAAUGCAGCACGCGGAGAUGAAGAAUUGGGAGAUUAUGAUCCAUUUGCCCACCGAAAACUUGACCAUCCCACAUCUGAUUUGGACACGUUGAUUCAUUUAUUGAAAGGGAGUUUGGGUAGUGGAAUUUUGGCCAUGCCUAUGGCGUUUGCCAACGCUGGUCUUUUCUUCGGAUUGUUUUGUACGUUUGCCAUUGGUAGCAUUUGUACUUACUGCGUGCAUAUAUUAGUCAAGAGUGCACAUGCUUUGUGUAGAAGAAAUAAAGUUCCAUCUUUAGGUUACGCGGAAGUAGCCGAAGCGGCUUUCUUAGCUGGUCCAAAAUCGAUUCGUCCAUGGGCCAAGUUUGCCAAAGCCAUGAUUAAUCUCUUUCUCGUAAUAGAUCUUCUGGGAUGUUGUUGUGUGUAUAUAAUGUUUGUCGCUGAGAAUAUUAAACAAGUUGUUGACAAUUACACACCGAAGGACACUCAUCAAGACAUUAAGAUUUACAUGGCGGCGCUGUUACCUCUACUUAUCUUAAUCAAUCUUAUAAGAAAUCUAAAAUACUUGUCACCGUUAUCAAUGAUUGCCAAUAUCCUAGUCGCCUCGGGAAUGGGUAUCACUUACUAUUAUCUCAUUAAUGAUAUGCCGUCUCUUGAUGAGAGACCAAAAAUGGUUGAGAUCACAAAACUGCCCAAAUUUUUUGGUACUGUUAUCUUUGCCUUGGAAGGCAUUGGUGUCGUAAUGCCUCUAGAAAACAACAUGAAGACUCCCACUCAUUUUAUUGGUUGUCCUGGAGUAUUAAACAUCGGGAUGUUUGUGGUAGUUCUCUUAUAUGCUACUACUGGUUUCCUCGGUUAUAAUAAAUACGGCCCAUUAACACAACCUAGCAUCACGUUAAAUCUUCCAGAAAGUGAACCAUUGGGACAAUCCGUGAAGUUGAUGAUUGCAGUUGCUGUUUUCUUCACCUACGCUUUGCAAUUCUAUGUCCCAAUGGAGAUUAUCUGGAAGAGCUUGAAGGGUUUGUUUAACAAGAGACCAAACCUAUCAGAAUACAGCAUUCGAAUUAGUUUAGUAAUUUUAACUGCGGUCAUUGCCAUUCUUGUUCCUGAUCUUGAGGGUCUGAUUUCGCUAGUAGGUGCGUUAUGUCUUUCGAUGUUAGGGUUGAUUUUCCCAGCUAUUAUUGACUUAGUCACGUUUUGGGAAGACCCAGGUUUUGGAAGGCUAAAUUGGCGGUUGUAUAAAAACAUUUUGUUGAUUUUCUUCGGCUUUGUGGGCUUUGCCACGGGGACUUAUGUCAGCAUACAAGGAAUCAUUGAGAGAGCAAAUAGUUCAUAAUUUAGGCGGUUUUCUAUCGUCUCUAGUGCUAAAAAUUACUUUCUAUGUAAAAUCUAACCAGUGUCGAGUCGAAACUCUAUAGAGUUUCAAAUUAAGCGGCUGGAACCCGGCUUAGUGAGAUCAAACAAUUUCGGAUUCUCUGUUUAGAUUAGUUAAAGCACCAAAGGGGACGUUUAGAAAACGCUUUAUUUUUAGUGUUGAAAAAGUAGACUGCAAGUACAACUGUGAUUGCUGUAAUUUUAUGUUUACUUCAUGAACCUUGCAUUGAUUCCUUUAUAUUGGCUUAUUUUUUUUGUAUAGUGAGACAUUCUACAUUCAUUCAGUUAUUUAUAUCUACCAUUGUGAUUUUUUUAGGUAAUAAGUUACUAACCGUUUACACUGUAAAGUUUUUUGUUGGUGUUCAUUAUUUUUUAUUUUCUUUAAAACAAAAUUUUUGACGAUGAACACCUACAAUUACAGUUUUCUUUAGCAAUCGCUGUAUUUAGUUCCAAAGGAACUGACUUGAUGGUGCCUUAUAUGAAAUUUUAAUCUGGUUUUUUCCAGACGCUGAAACAUUGUUGAUACCGUAAUUUGUUGGAAAAUUGAUUGAUUUAGAUAUUAUUUUUAUGUUCCUUAUAUUUACAAAUAGACAAGGAAAAAUUCACACGUUUCAUAUUCGAAAUUUAAAGUAACUGAUUAUUUUCAAGUCAAAUAAAUUUAUGUAUUUGGCAUUUUUUCAAAGUUUUUUAUAAUUAUUAUUGCCAAGCCGUACUACCGUCACAAUUAACAACAGCUUAAUACAUAAAUUUAAGUGAAAACUCGAAUUAAGUCAGAAGUUCCCUUCUAAUUUUAAUAUCUUGAUAUUAUUGAGUAACAUAUUUAAAAAUAAAACAUGGUUUUUGAUUAAAAAA
Tribolium madens (black flour beetle) is the source of this 2473-nucleotide messenger RNA. Its product is annotated as proton-coupled amino acid transporter-like protein pathetic. The coding region runs from base 120 to 1583 and encodes 487 amino acids. Gene Ontology annotation, molecular function: amino acid transmembrane transporter activity. The record is from RefSeq and is a predicted model, not a curated record. NCBI's taxonomy places the organism in Eukaryota, Metazoa, Arthropoda, Insecta, Coleoptera, Tenebrionidae. The transcript has 5 exons. Gene Ontology annotation, biological process: amino acid transmembrane transport. Gene Ontology annotation, cellular component: vacuolar membrane.